AUGACUGAACAAAAACCAUACCUCAAAAGCAUAACUUGUGGAUUCUUCGGCCAGGAGACUUACAACCAGAACCAAUCUGAGGGAGACUUGGAUGAAGAAAGUCUGGUUUUAACGCUGGUCCCAUAUACUGAGGAGACAACCACAGAAUAUCCUACGGAAUUAAAUGAUUCGGAAUUAAAUGAAUCGGAAUUAAAUGUUUCUUCAACCAUAGACCACAAACCACCAGUCCAUUCUCAGGUGAGGUAUGAGGGAAUCAAACAUCCUGCAAGAAUCAUAUUAGGCACCUGUCCUCCGCCCACCCUGCCUCCGAUUAAUGAGGUGUCCCGGAACACUCUGCGGGAGUGGUGUCGUUAUCAUAACUUAAGUACAGAUGGCAAGAAAGUUGAGGUUUAUUCAAGACUUUGGAGACAUUCAUAUUCAAAACAAGAAUGUUAUAUUCCCAACACACCUCUUGAGGAAAAACUGUAUCCCAAGAAACCGAAGAUGGUCUUCAGAGGAAUUGGGCUUCCAAGCAGCUGCCAAAGUGAGAAGCAGGAGAAUGGUGUAGUGGAAAUUCUAACGUCAGCUCAGGGCUCCACAUUCGCAGCCUGGGGAAGAAUUGCUAUGAGAGCUGCUCAGUCUAUGUCUGUGAAUCGUUGUCCUCUUCCCUCUUCUGUGGAGGCCUUUCUGCCAGAAACCGUUGGAGUCAGAUGGUGUGUUGUCCAUGGCAGGCAGUGCCCUGCAGAUAGAAAAGGCUGGGUUCGCCUGCAAUUUCAUGCUGGUCUCACCUGGGUUCCAGAUACUCCCCAAAGGAUGAAUUUUCUCUUCCUGUUACCAGCCUGUGUUAUCCCAGAACCAGGAGUGGAAGGUAAUUUGCUAUGUCCUGAAUGUGUUCACAGCAAUAAUAAGCUCAUGAGAAACUUCAAAAUGAGGAGCGGUAAAAUGAGGAGCCAUUCAAAGAAAAAUGCCCCACCACCAAAUAUGCCACCUUAG
Molecule: messenger RNA, 972 nt
Organism: Rattus rattus (black rat)
Lineage: Eukaryota; Metazoa; Chordata; Mammalia; Rodentia; Muridae
Product: developmental pluripotency-associated protein 2-like
Biological process (GO): system development
Cellular component (GO): nucleus
Molecular function (GO): chromatin binding
Source: RefSeq, a predicted model, not a curated record